UCCCUAGUCGUCGUCUAAUCAACAAUCCCGCAAUCCCCAUUGCACUCCGUCUCCGCUAGGGUUUUUCUCCGCAGCCGCACCACGCCGCCGGAGCAGCGCGAGACCCGAGGCGAGCCACGCGCGCGCGAGAGAGAUGAGGCUCCUGACGCACAACAUGCUGGCGUCGAACGUCCGGGGCGCAACCACCGGCUACCCGCUGACGCUGGAGGCGACCAAGUGGUGCACCAAGGAGGUGGAGCUCAACGCCGACUUCAUCCGCGGCCUCCUCCCCAAGAUCGACUGGCGCGCGCUCGUCGACGCCACCCGCGCGCUCGGCCUCCCCGAGCUCCUCCCCGAGGAGCAGCCCCCCGAGGAGGAGAUCUUCGCCGAGGGCGCCGCCGACGUCGAGGGCAGCGCCAUCCGCCGCAUCCACCACGCGCUCCUCGAGGUCCACGUCCAGGAGGGUUCCCUCGUCUGCCCCGACACCAGCCGAUGCUUCCCCAUCAACAAGGGCAUCCCCAACAUGAUGCUCCACGAGGACGAGGUCUGAUCUGUGUGUGUCAGUUUCGCCCUGGCCGCUUUUGCUUGCUCACCUGCUCGUCAUGGUCUGUCGCGAAGGGUAUCCACGGCUUGUGAACUUCGUACUCAGUCAGAUUGUAUCUGUGAAGUAUGGAAUGCAGUCUUGCAGAUUGUGGCCUUAUAAUAUGAUAGAUAGCCGUGUAGUACUCGGAAUUCCCGUUUUGUGUUGGUAAUUUGGUGCACGUCAUGCUUUGUUCUUUACUGUGGGCAAAUUGUUUGCUGCCCUGUGACUGAGGAAAUCGAAAGAUGUAGUUAUUUAUCAGUGCACACAUUUUGGCAUGGAAAUUGUGGGUGAUUUGGUGGAUCUAA
Sorghum bicolor (sorghum) is the source of this 867-nucleotide messenger RNA. RefSeq names its product multifunctional methyltransferase subunit TRM112-like protein At1g22270. The record is from RefSeq and is a predicted model, not a curated record. Gene Ontology annotation, biological process: rRNA (guanine-N7)-methylation; peptidyl-glutamine methylation; tRNA methylation. Gene Ontology annotation, molecular function: protein heterodimerization activity. NCBI's taxonomy places the organism in Eukaryota, Viridiplantae, Streptophyta, Magnoliopsida, Poales, Poaceae. The transcript has a single exon. Bases 134 to 529 code for a protein of 131 amino acids.